Molecule: messenger RNA, 3790 nt
Organism: Pectinophora gossypiella (pink bollworm)
Lineage: Eukaryota; Metazoa; Arthropoda; Insecta; Lepidoptera; Gelechiidae
Exons: 2
Coding region: 416-2299 (627 amino acids)
Source: RefSeq, a predicted model, not a curated record
CUAGCUCUCGAAAACUCGAGCAACAAUGAUGUCAUCGGCGCUAGGAAAGUACAAGCUACUGCUGCAGUAACAAAUAAUCAUGUAGCUAAGUGCUAUUACUGUGGCGUUGCUGCCCCAGCUUGAGGACCAGCACAAUGAGCUCAGCGAUCCCGCGACACCCCGACUCGUUCACACGCAGUUUGGUUAUUUGGUUGCAGGAAAAGUCCCCGUACAGUCUCCCCAUGAACUUCAGAGUACCCCUGUUUCUUUGUUUUGUCAAGAAUGUAAAACAGACUUAAAUUCUAAUGUUAUUCAGUUCUGGAAAUCUGAGGCUGUACCAGAAAUAUAUCCUGAGCACCCCACGUCUGAACAAAAAUAUUGUGAGGAAUAUUUUAAUGAAACGGUUCAACUUGUUGACAAUAAAUUUGAAGUCUCAAUGCCCUUAAAGAUUCCAAUUUACGAUGUAAACAAUACUUUAGGGAAUUCUCUAGUUCUCGCUAUGCGCAGAUUUUUGAAUUUAGAGAAAAGGCUCCAUAAAGAUGAAGCUUUGUUCAAAGAAUAUCAAAGUUUUAUUCAUGAAUACAUAGACCUUGGCCAUGCCAGCUAUGUCGAUAUUUCUAGUUACGAUUUUAACAAAGAUGCGGUAUACUUUAUGCCACAUCACCCUGUCAUACGUGAAAAUGCAGUUAGUACUCGUUUACGUACAGUAUUUGACGGAUCUAUGAAAACAACAAAUAAAAUUUCUCUGAAUGAUAUUAUGUUGAAUGGCCCUGUGGUCCAAAACGAAUUAUUCGACACUCUAUUGUUGUUCAGACUAAAUAAAUAUUUUUUCGCUUGCGAUAUUAGGCGUAUGUUUAGAAAUGUUUUAAUAGAAAAAAGUCAGAGGUCACUCCAAAAUAUAUUAUGGAGAGAUGACCCCCAUGAAUCCAUAAAAUGUUUACAAUUAAACACUAUUACUUAUGGCUUAAAAAACUCAUCUUUUUUAGCAACAAGGUGCUUAAAUGAGUUAGCUUAUAGAUUUAAAAAUGAAUAUCCUUUGGCUGUCCCAGUAAUUCUAAAUGCAACAUAUGUUGAUGACAUAUUGUAUACUCAUAAUGAUUUAAAUGUAAUAAUAGAAACAAAAAGUCAACUUUCACAAUUGUUAUCUAAAGGUAGUUUCUUCUUGCAUAAAUGGUCAGCCAACGAUUCCAGUAUUUUACAGGAUAUUCCGAAGGAACAGAGGUAUUCUGGAGAAAUUAACAUGCAAAAAGAUGUUAAAACGUUAGGGUUGAAUUUUGACGUCAAUUCAGACACUUUUAAAUUUUCCCCCCCGCCUAAGCAAUCUGUCAAGACCAAAAGAGAAAUCUUAAGUUUUAUCAGUAAAUUUUAUGACCCUCUUGGACUGAUUGGACCAAUCUUUGUGCAAGCCAAACAUAUUAUGCAAAAGCUAUGGCUGUCCAAAACAGACUGGGAUUCUAUUCCUCCGCCAGAAUUAAAUAAUAAAUGGCAAUCACUUUAUAAUGACUUAACUAACAUGUCAAGUAUUCAUAUUGAAAGGAAUACAAUGUGUAAAAGUGAACAUCAAACAUUUCAAUUAAUAGGAUUUUCAGACGCAUCCAAUGUGGCAUAUGGUUGUGCAAUUUAUGUGAGAACUAUUGACAUGCAAGGUAAAGUUCAAAUGUCACUAUUAUGCUCUAAGUCACGCAUAAAUCCCAUUGCACCUAAACAGUUAACCAUCCCACGUUUAGAAUUAAACGCUGCGCUUUUACUUGCCAAGUUAGCUUCAAAAGUAUACAAUACUAUUAGUCAGAAACAGAUAGUAAAUGAAGUUCACCUUUACACAGAUUCACAAGUCGUAUUGGCGUGGUUGAAGACCGAUCCAAUCAAAUUAAAAUCUUAUAUUGCGAAUAGAACAAAAUUAAUUACUGAAUGUACUAAUAACUUUAAUUGGUCCUAUAUACAGACAGAUAAAAAUCCUGCAGAUUGCUUGAGCAGAGGAACAAGUCCCUGCGACUUACCAAAUCACCACUUAUGGUGGUCAGGGCCUAAGGAAAUGUCAGAUUGUAAUUAUAAAUUUAAAAAUUGUACUUACCAAUUACCCGAGGACAUUCCUGAAAUUAAAUGUUCACAGAACGAGGCGGUCUGUGCGGCGGUAUCGCUGAGCUCAAAUGGGUCGUCAUUCCUUGAUAAUUUUAUUCACAAAUAUUCUGAUAUUAACAGAAUGAAACGUGUACUUGCAUAUGUCAUUAGAUUUGUAAUAAUUCUAAACCUAACUCGGCCAAAAUUAAAGAAAACUUUGUUUCCUUUGCUGAGACUAACAAUGCAUUAUCUCUGCUUAUAAAGCACGAACAGCUCAAGUAUUUUUCUAAAGAUUUAAAUGCUUUGCAAAACGGUAUGCAAGUACAAGCUUCUUUAAGAGGGCUUAACCCGUUUAUAGAUGCUCACGGUCUUCUCCGGGUAGGAGGUAGACUGCAACAUUCUGGUUUGCCAUAUAACCAAAUGCAUCAAAUUAUAUUACCUAGGCAAUCUCUAAUUACUCGUAUGAUAAUUGAAAAUGAACAUAACAAGCUUUUGCACGCAAGUCAAAAAUUAAUUUUGUCUAGUUUAAACCAACGUUAUUGGAUUGUCAAUGCUUUACGCUUAAUUAAGAGUGUAAUAUUUAAAUGUAUUACAGAAUAGACCAAAAUGGAAAGAUAACAUGCCAAAUGUAAAGAUAGGCGAUCUUGUCAUUCUGAAAGAAUUGGACACACCCCCCAUGACGUGGCCAAUGGCUAGAGUCACAAAGGUAUUUCCAGGUAGUGAUGGAAAAAUAAGAGCCAUGGAAGUUAAAAAAGCAAAUGGUAAUUAUCACAAAACUUCUAUAACUAAAGUUUGCAUAUUGCCUUUAAAUUAAAUACCUAACAAUUUAAGUAAGUUGUUAUCAGGCUCAGUCUAACUACCUAUUAUUAUUAUUACCUGUGUAUAAGGUUGUCCAGUUCUCGUAGGCCUAGAUGCUUCUCAGGUAACCUAAUUGUGCCUGAGAGGAUGCCAAGAGACUUAGGCUAAGUUAAUUAAUAAGUUUAAUUAAGUUGAAUUGUAAAACUAUUCAUUUUCCUAACUAAAUUAUAGUUAUGUCACUAAGACUGGUUACUUACCAAUUUACGUUUGUAAAAGGAACAAUUCCUAAGUUAUAUAUAAGAGUAAAUAAUCGAAUAAUAACUAUAAGAGCAAAUAAUUGAUUUCACUAUUACUAGCUGCCUAUGUAAAAAGUUCAUAAACUUAAAAUUUAAUUUACUUUACUUAAUUAUAAAUGUAAAAAAUAAAUACUAGAUACUUACAUAGGUACUUACCAGUAAUACUUACCUCAGUGGUUGUAUAACAUAAAAGUUAAAAAGGUUAAGUGAAAAACAAAAAAUAAUUGUAGUUAUGUUUAUUGUAAAAUUACAGUAACUUAUAUACUAGUAAACCAUACUUACAUAAUUGUACUUACCUUCCAAACUUAAGCUAGAUAAAUUAAAAGUACUUAUCUUCUAAACUUAACCUACUUAAAAUAAAACUAUAAAUAGAUAAUAUUAUAAAUAAUAAGUUGAAUGUGUAAUUGUAAUAGAUAGUUCAAACUAUUCUUCAUAGCACUGACAAAUGCAAAAGUUAUCGCACACAUUUGAAUCAGUUACCUAUUAAUUAUAUACUUACAGUCCAUUAUCGAAGCAUUAUCUUUUGCCUUGUUGGGAGUUAUGUUGAAAACAUAUAAAUAUAUUUAAGAUUUGUAUUUUAAAUAUGGAAACACUUUUGUAAUUACAUUCAUUCGCGGAGCUUUCGUUCUUCCCUUCUCUCAAUACAACACAAGACAAGA